AUGAAACGGCAAUCCACUCAAAGCGUCUGGGUGUUAGGCGCGCCUUGCACAAUGCACAGUGUGGAAGCGUCAUGAGGGAGUUAGUGCGAUGGGAUGGCCUGAUCUAGGUAGCGACGUAUCGUUCAGAAGUUGAGGAUAGGAACCGCCACCAUGUCCUCCUCAACCACCGACGACUCCAACAGCCAUGUCACCACCAACACCGGCGAGAUUCCCACCCUAUUCGGCCUCCCCUGGACCACCCGCACUUUCAACCCUUCCUUCUCAAAUGUCACUCCCACCAUGCAUACCUCUUCCUACCCGGCCAUUAACCCAGCCCUCAAUCCCCUCAUCUCCCAUACCGGGAAGACAGUCCUCAUCACCGGCGCCACGGCCGGCAUAGGUCUCGCAAUGGCUAAGUCGUUCGUUACCGCUUCUGCUUCGAAGGUCAUUAUCACGGGUCGGAAGCAAGAAAGACUCGACAAAGCUGUUGGUAUUCUCCGCCAGCACGCCAAAGAGCUCGGGAAGCAGACGGAAGUAGUGGGCGAGAAAUCCGAUGCGGCGAAGAUGGAGGAGAUUGAUGCCUUGUGGAAAAAAUUGGGAGAGGAGGGAGAGGUGGUGGAUGUGCUUAUUUUGAAUGCUGUGGGGGAGAUGGCAAUGGGGCGCCUGUGUGAGGAGGGUGGCAGGACGACUGUUGAGAUAUGGGGCAAACUCGAAGCUAACCUCAGGGGACCGAUGAGGUAUACUGAGCUUUUUAUGAAGCAGGGGAAGAAGGACAGGCAGAAGUUCCUCAUCAACAUCUCCACCGCCUCUGCCCACAUCAGCCAUCCCGAGUACUCGCCCGCCCUCGCCGCCUGUUCAGAGUACGGCUUCACCAAGGCCACCGCAGGCCUCUUCUUUAGGUACAUCGCUCAACAGUCGGACACGGAGAGGUUGCAGGUGGUGAGCUUUCAUCCGGGGACGAUCUACUCGGAGAUGUGGCAGGGUCUCGGCGUGGAAAAGAAUAUCCUACCGUUUGAUGAUAUCUCACUGCCAGCUGACUUUGCCGUCUGGGCAGCCACCAAGGAGGCGAGAUUCAUUCACGGUCGCUUUGUUUGGGCUCAUUGGGAUGUAGAUGAGAUGAAGGCUGCGUAUGCGGAGCGGUUCGGGAAGGAUGCCGAGCUGUUCAGGUUUGGGGUGUGUGGUUUGGCUGGGAGCAACCUCCAUGUCACUCCGUGAUCGCGCUCUCUGUAGGUAGACCAACCAUAAGCAAGAGUACCUCUACUAUUCCAUGCCUCCUUGCAAAUUUGGCGAUGGUGCGAGAAAGGCUUCUAUGGAUGUGAUUCCAUUUACCAUGGUCGUCUCUUCGACACCGGGUGGAAUGUCGG
Neurospora tetraspora is the source of this 1343-nucleotide messenger RNA. RefSeq lists its product as uncharacterized. The coding region runs from base 151 to 1194 and encodes 347 amino acids. The record is from RefSeq and is a predicted model, not a curated record. Gene Ontology annotation, molecular function: oxidoreductase activity, acting on the CH-OH group of donors, NAD or NADP as acceptor. The transcript is spliced from 4 exons. Lineage: Eukaryota; Fungi; Ascomycota; Sordariomycetes; Sordariales; Sordariaceae.